Messenger RNA from Carya illinoinensis, 1115 nucleotides. Its product is annotated as 60S ribosomal protein L7-1-like. The record is from RefSeq and is a predicted model, not a curated record. Lineage: Eukaryota; Viridiplantae; Streptophyta; Magnoliopsida; Fagales; Juglandaceae. Bases 178 to 918 code for a protein of 246 amino acids. Gene Ontology annotation, molecular function: structural constituent of ribosome; RNA binding. Gene Ontology annotation, cellular component: cytosolic large ribosomal subunit. The transcript has 6 exons. Gene Ontology annotation, biological process: maturation of LSU-rRNA from tricistronic rRNA transcript (SSU-rRNA, 5.8S rRNA, LSU-rRNA).
CUAAACGACGCACCAAACCCUUUUAUCUCUUCCGUAUGCCCUGUCUCCAGCGCGUCGUCCCCCCAACCUCCAGAUACCCACUUUCUCUUCUCUGUAAAUUUUUUCCCGCCGCCACCCACGCCGUCUGCCCUCUGUUUUCCGUUGGUCUGCUGCACGCCGGGCAGGAAAAGAAAGACGAUGGCAGAAGAGGAGCCGAAGCCGUUCACUUACAUACCGGAGAUAAUAUUGAAGAAAAGAAAGAGCAAUGAAGAAUGGGCACUCAAGAGGAAAGCCCAGUAUGAAGAGAGAAACUCUUUGAUUAGGAAGAAAGCCAAGCAUGACUUCAUCAGAAUGCCCGAGGACUUCAUCAAAGAGUACCGCGCUAGGGAGUUGGACCUCAUUAAGAUGAAACAUAGGGUAAAGAGGAAACAACCGACAUCAGCGCCAACAAAAUCGAAACUGCUUUUUGUCAUUCGCAUACAUGGGAAAAGAGAAAUCCAUCAAAAAACGAGGAAGGUCUUGUACAACAUGAGCUUGAGGUCAACAUUCAGUGGUAUAUUUGUGAAGGUAAAUGAAGGGAUUAUGGAAAAGCUGCAAAGAGUGGAGCCAUACGUCACAUAUGGAUACCCAAAUCUAAAGAGCAUUAAGGAGCUGAUUUACAAGAAGGGUUAUGCAAAGAUAGACAAGCAGCGGGUUCCCCUCACAGACAAUAACAUCAUUGAACAGGCAUUAGGGAAGUUUGGCAUCAUAUGCAUCGAAGAUAUUGUGCACGAGAUCGCAAAUGUUGGUCCACAUUUCAAGGAGGUUACUAAAUUUUUAUAUCCCUUUAAACUCAAGAAGCCAGAAGGCUUGCUAGGAAGCAAAAUGUUGUACAAGCAAGGGGGAGACACUGGGAAUCGUGAGGAUCAAAUCAAUGAACUAAUCAGUAAGAUGAAUUAGUUUUAAGAAAGCAUGUAAUACAUACACUAAAAAAUAUGGAAUGUAGUUUAUAAACUGCCCCUCAAACGACCUGCUGUCUGAUGUAUCACAAUUUUGAAGCUGCUGUUAAUUUGGUCUGCUAAUUGAAUGGUAUCAAUUUUUUUUCUUCAUUUCAACUUGUAUUGAACUUGCUGUUAAUUCGAUGUUUUCUUUCUUAA